Molecule: messenger RNA, 1250 nt
Organism: Populus trichocarpa (black cottonwood)
Lineage: Eukaryota; Viridiplantae; Streptophyta; Magnoliopsida; Malpighiales; Salicaceae
Product: 60S ribosomal protein L5
Exons: 9
Coding region: 143-1036 (297 amino acids)
Biological process (GO): ribosomal large subunit assembly; translation
Cellular component (GO): cytosolic large ribosomal subunit; ribosome
Molecular function (GO): 5S rRNA binding; structural constituent of ribosome
Source: RefSeq, a predicted model, not a curated record
CCAGCCGUCCAUUUCAAGACCCAGAGGCCAGUCACUAGGGUUUAUAAUUCAAGCUCCUUUAUAAGUUCCACUCUCUUUCAAACCCUAUUAGCCGUCUCCCCCUCCUCCCCCUCGUCCCCCUCUAACAGAUCAAGCUCCAACAAUGGCCUAUGCGAAGGCUCAGAAAUCUAAGGCCUACUCCAAGAGGUUUCAAGUCAAGUUUAAGAGAAGAAGAGAGGGGAAGACUGACUACAGGGCUAGGAUUCGACUGAUUAAUCAGGACAAGAACAAGUACAAUACGCCCAAGUAUCGAUUUGUUGUCCGAUUUAGCAACAAGGACAUUGUUGCACAAAUAACAUCAGCUAGCAUUACUGGAGAUACUGUCCUUGCUUCUGCUUAUGCUCAUGAACUUCCUCGAUAUGGGCUUGAAGUUGGUCUUACAAACUAUGCAGCAGCUUACUGUACCGGACUUCUCUUGGCUCGCCGCUUGUUGAAAAUGCUUGAGAUGGAUGAGGAAUAUGAGGGCAAUGUUGAGGCCACUGGCGAGGAUUUCUCAGUUGAACCAGCUGACACCAGGAGGCCAUUUCGUGCCCUACUUGAUGUUGGGUUAGUCAGAACUACAACUGGAAAUCGUGUCUUUGGUGCUCUCAAGGGAGCUCUUGAUGGUGGUUUGGAUAUUCCUCACAGUGAAAAGAGGUUUGCUGGCUUUGGAAAGGACAAUAAGCAGCUCGAUGCUGAAGUUCACCGGAAAUAUAUUUAUGGUGGACAUGUUGCAGCAUACAUGAGGACUUUGAUGGAGGAUGAACCUGAGAAAUACCAGUCUCACUUUAGUGAGUACCUCAAGAGAGAAAUUGAUGCUGAUUGUAUGGAGGCAUUGUACAAGAAGGUUCAUGCUGCUAUUCGUGCAGAUCCAACAACCAAGAAAUCAGAGAAGGAGCCACUCAAGGAGCACAAGAGGUAUAACUUGAAGAAGCUAACCUACGAGGAAAGGAAAGAGAAGUUGGUUGAGCGAUUGAAUACCUUCAACUCAGCUGCUGAUGAUGAAGAUGACGAGUGAAAACAUUCACCCAUCAAUUAAGCUCCGAUGUCGAUUUUCUGUGGCAGUCUACUACUUUGAGUUGUUACUUGAAACCUAGUUAUGUCUUUAAAGUUAAUUCUGUUUAUUGCAGCCUUUUGUGUCGCCUGAAGUACAACAACCUUCUCAGUUUACAAGAUCUUGAAAUUUUUAGCUUGAUAUGGAAUGCAUUUUCAAUUUUGACAUUGCAUUUUAA